AUGCUCGGAGCCAUACAACAGCCUCUAUACCAGAUUCUAGUACGAGUCGGUACAGCAGCUGUAAUCACGUGCGAGUGUGUCCCCGCUUGGCACGCACACGGUACAUGUCCCACUUCUCCGGACCCCGGGUCUUUUUCGUCGGGCACCGAGCUGUAUGAAGAGAUCGGGAGAGACCUUGAGCCUGGAACUAUGGCUAUUGUGGAGCACCUUCCUAUGCUGUCUCGGGUGAUCUCUGGCCUAGCAUCGCUGUCCGACGAGGAGUCACAAUUCCGUAUGUGGAGUGUCGACGCGACAUACAAAGAAGCAGACAAGUGGUCAGGAUGGGGGAUCCCUGAUGACUCAUUGUUCCAUUGGCUGUUCUGGCGAAGAACUCGCCUUGAUACAGACCCUUACCCGGACUUCUUUGUGGCAGGCAUUCCCAGGGGAACGACUACUGGAGUGCUACGCCAGCUAGUCAUGAGGCUUAAUUCGUCCGUCGUGUGCGACGAGGUGGACCCAAAUGAUUUCCCAUCACCAUGCCCUGGUGAUAAGCCUUUGACUGUGUUCUGGGAAGGUGUGUUUGAGAAGAACGUUCGUAUAUGCGUCCCUGGAAACUACACCGCCUUCCCGUGGACACCUAGUCGUGAUCAUCAGGAUCUGGUUGAGGAGAUAUACAUCAACGUCAACCAUACAAGAAUUGCUCAUCCGUAUCGGCGCCAGGAAGAGCCGCUGUCCACGCUGUCCAAUGCAAGCUAUAGCAUUCGUUGUACAGCAACGACGACAAGGGGCUAUUUUGAACUCGGAAAUUACCACAAUAACAACACGUAUGGGCCACUCCUCGAACAGUGGCCCGACACGAAACAGAUGACGGUGGCCUUCAACAACGGGAAUCAUUGGCGAUAUUUGCGAUGGGGGACGCCUGAUACACUACCUCUAUACGUCGACGAUGCUGACCCGUCGACCUGGAAGGUACCGGGUCCUCUAAUGACAAGUGCGCUUGCGUUAUUCGGAAGAGGCUCAUGGCUAAGUUCGGCUGCCAACUAUGUGUCGAACGCAUCAUCGAAUGUCACCGGCCACAACGGAGACUACAAGGACGCUUCAUGGCACCUGUUCUGCCACGGGAUGCCCUUUCUGAAUCUCGGGUUGCUAUUCGACAAAGCAAACCUGAGCUCGCUCAACGAGGACUUUCACAAGAGGGAAUUGGUCCGCACGAGUGGCUUUGCGAAUGCAUGCGACUUAACUGAUCAGGCCACGCUCAAUGGCGAAGAGGCGCGAGAACGACAUGUUCGGCUCGCUACGCAACAUCUUCUUGCCGCUUUUGCUCCAUCUGAUGUAACUGAAACAUACAUCAACCCGGAAACUAUGCUGACCGCCGCAAUGUUCGUCGCAAAUGAAGCUUUCCUUACAACGCUUCUCUCUGAGGCUAAAGAAGAGCAAGCUCCUCCAGGGGGUCGCAUAAUAUAUACCUCUCCCGGUUUCGCUAUGCAAAAGCCUUUCCUAUCAAGGCUGGCACUCAUAGUACUUUCGUUGUCGAUAGGUCUUCAGUUACUCGGCCUGGGCUAUUUGGCCUAUUACAUAUAUCGCGCUCCGACCUGGUCAGGCCAACUAGACGCCAUGGCUAUGGCUCGGAUUGGAGCAAGUCUACACAGCCGCGGCGUACUUCCAGCCAUCGGUGUAGUGAGCAAAGAAGAUAUCGCUGGUCUCAAGACUGUUGGGGGCUUGAUCGGGGUUAUUGAGAAACCCCCGCGUCGCAAAACUUCGAUGACCAGAUUUGUGUUGCCCGAGCUGGCCCAUGCAGGUGGCUUGGAAGUCCAAUCGCAAUGGCUGGAUCCGGAUGAGCAGGAUCGCGAAUACUCAAUAACCAGAUCUGGGUCGUCCGAACUGGUUGCUAGAGCUGACUCGGACGCCGAGCUGCAGCGGCUAUAUCUGGCUGACGAGGGUCGGGGAAGCUUCCGAGAUAGCUCACGUCGCGAGAGCUCAAUCAACAGAUCUAUGGAAAUACAGCGAAUCAAUUCGGCCGGCGAGCCUUGUGAGAACUCUGAAGAUACCUGUCCAGGUACAACCAAGAGCUCAGACGCCGAGCUCUCACAGCUCACUCCAACCGAAGAGCAUUGCGGAAGCUUCGAAGACCCCAACAUGGACAUUGAGCUUGGAAUAGACGCCCCUGGACCGAUUCUCGCAGCCGAUGUACCGCGCCAAAAUCCACUUGUACCCGGCUUGAAGAGAGUUUGGAAGGCAGUCCAGCCAACAAAACGUCCCCAAAAUGUCAGAUCGAGGAGGUUCUAUGAACCCUUUUCCAGGUCGGCCAACCAAAAUACGGGAUUGCAUACACCGAAUGAGGCAUCUAUUCCGACCUCUUCCAGUCCCUAG
Messenger RNA from Alternaria arbusti, 2349 nucleotides. RefSeq lists its product as uncharacterized. The transcript has a single exon. Bases 1 to 2349 code for a protein of 782 amino acids. NCBI's taxonomy places the organism in Eukaryota, Fungi, Ascomycota, Dothideomycetes, Pleosporales, Pleosporaceae. The record is from RefSeq and is a predicted model, not a curated record.